Messenger RNA from Leguminivora glycinivorella, 999 nucleotides. RefSeq lists its product as uncharacterized. The coding region runs from base 156 to 776 and encodes 206 amino acids. The record is from RefSeq and is a predicted model, not a curated record. Lineage: Eukaryota; Metazoa; Arthropoda; Insecta; Lepidoptera; Tortricidae. The transcript has 2 exons.
AAUAAAAUAAAAUAAAAUGCAUUUAUUUCAGACAAACAAGGUCCAUAUUUUGUUAGUAUAACUUAACCUAAAACAUAAAACUAUGGUUAACUUAAAAAUAAUCUUAAAUAACUAACUUAGGUACUAGAGAUAAGUGGAGAGAGGACCAGUGCUUGAUGAGGCCACUGUCCCAUCUCUCAGCAACUACGCUCAGGAGGCUGUGGCGGCUAUCGCGCACCCUGCGCAGCGUCGCGGCGCAGCGCUUACGCAGCGUCGCAUGGAACCCGUCCACAUGCGCGUCCGCGAACAUGCCGGACGCGCUGCAAUGCCGCGGCAGCCGCAACAACACCCUGAACGCGUCAUUAUAUUGUACGCGCAUGGCGUUAAACGUCCUUUGCGUGUACCGAGUCCACAGGCUGCAGGUGUACAGCGAUGUACAGAAAGCUCGAAAUAAUGUGAUUUUCACUUGCGCUGUACACCUGCUAAACCUGCGAGCUAUCAUGUUGGCCCUGACGGCCAACGCUCUCCUCUCCCUCUCAAUGUCCGCGUCAUCACGGAAAUCGUCGGUUACCAAGUGCCCAAGGUAUUUAAAUGAUGAAACCCUUUUCAGCUGCAUGCCAUUCAAACGAAUGGGUGGGAUGUGUGAUGGGCACUUGCUUCCCGCUUUGAACACCAUAAAUUCGCUUUUGGUCACAUUAUAUUUAAGGUUAUGCGCACGGGCAUAUACCUCACACCUCUCAAUAAGCAAUCUCAGACCGCCAAUCGAUGGGCUCAACAGUACCAUGUCAUCGGCAUAGCUAAUGUUAUUGAAACAAACCCGAUCAAUAUGACAACCGACACGUGUACUGCUGAGCUCACCAAUCAGGGCAUCGAUAUACAAAUUAAAAAGCUUAGGUGAGGUUAGCCCCCCCUGCCGCACCCCGCACUCCAGACCAUACUCGUCCGACAACUCACUACCCCAGCGAAUACAAUUUCGCUGGCCACCAUACCAACACCUGAAUAUGCGCGUAAGUUCCAUAG